Molecule: messenger RNA, 5112 nt
Organism: Babesia ovata
Lineage: Eukaryota; Apicomplexa; Aconoidasida; Piroplasmida; Babesiidae
Exons: 1
Coding region: 1-5112 (1703 amino acids)
Source: RefSeq, a predicted model, not a curated record
AUGUCUUUCCUUCAUGGAGUUCUUAAAGAUGUCCACACUAAACAGCCUUACAAUGUUGGUAAACCUAGGUUAGAACAUCUUGUUUACAAUGUUCUUCAGCCUAAAUUAUGCUCUGGACAUGUAGGCUUUAAGUUUAUCAUCCGCGAUGUGACCAAGUAUGUCGCUGUGUACAACAAAUCCGUGAAGAAGAUUAACGAUGAGAGGGCGCGGAAACCGGUAGAAACGUGGUUAAAAAAUGUCGACGAGAGUUUUAGAAACCAGGUUGGUGAAAUUUUAAAAAGCCAUGAGGAUGUUUCUUCGGAGGUUGUGAAGGCCAAGGGCCAAGUGGAUGCCAAGUGCAGAGAUUCCAUCAGGUUCACAAAAGAAUUACUGGAAGCUUUGAAAUAUGGCGAAGAGAAGUUUAAGGCAAUUAGUGAUUUAAAUAAGGAUUGCAAGAAUAAUGUUAGCGAUGCUGUUAAGACAGUUGAGCAGGAAUUCGAGAGAUUUAGUGAAUUGUCUACAAAGCAGAAGAGUGAUCUAGACGCUAUGACUAAAAAAGUCAGUGAGACUCUUACUAAGGUUAGAGAUGAUGUGAAUGGGAAAAUUAAAUUAGACGUUGAAGAGCUUGUUAAACUUCUGAAAGAGAAAGUUAAGAAAAUUUUGGAGCAACUAAAAGAGAUUAAUGCAACGCUGGAGCAGUGCGUCAGAGAUUUAGACUGGUGGAGCAGGGAGGCGGAUGGCGUUGUGGAAGAUGCGUUAAAGAAAGUCGACGCCAUAUUGGCUGAGGUUGCAAGCCCUGCAGAUAAAAAGAAGAAACUUGAAACCACUGCCAUCCUGUUGAAGUCAAGUGCAGAUGCCCUUCAUAGGGCGGGGGAGGCGGCUAAAAAGAACGUUGUCGCGGAAGUUACUACGGCGCUUGAGAAGGUUCUAGUCUUGGACAGAGCAGUGAGGACCGGGUUGAAGCAGACGAGGGAUGGGAUUGAAGGGGCGCUGAAGAAUUAUGUUAAGGAUCAGUUGCUGGGGGAUAUUAAAGGGAAGGUGGAGAAGAUUAUUAGGGGUAAUGGAGGGAGUGAUGGUCUGGAACAGAUUGUAAAGAAAGUGAAGGCGUGGGCUGGGAAGUUUAAAGAGGAAGAUAGUUUAAAGCAGAACGUAUUGGAGGACUGGAUCGAUGAUAUUCUGAAGGCGGAGCCAGUCAAGGGGUGGCUGGGGAAGUAUUACGAUGCUACCAAAAAGGGUGAGUUGACUACGAAAAGCAAGCAGGAACUGUUGAGUGGGGAAGACACAGCGUUGCAUAAACCAAUCAAGCAACAGAUUAUAACAAAUCUCAGCGGCGAAAUUCCUAAGACAUUCCAAGCAUUAAAAGCAUUAGACAAUGUAGAGGAGGACAGUGUAGAUGAGAGCGUUACUGCUAUCCAGGUUAUUUGCAAUACGUUUGCGGAUGAGGUUGCCGAGCAGCUUAAGACGGGCACAUUUGAUGCGUUUGCUGACAAGAUAGCUAGAGAGGUUGAGAGACUGUUGACAGGAGAUCAUUCUGUGAACCCUAAUCUAAAUCGUGCCGUCCUUUCAACACUCCACCAGCUCGUUGGUGCGGCCAGGAAAGCUGGUGAGGCAGUUCAUUCGUUUACUACCGAUGAUUCCACAAUGAGCGAACACGUAGAGGCAGCACUUAAUGUAGCCAACCAGCUAGGCCUUGAUCUCAAACAGGCGACUAAGCCGGCGGUUCUCGGAGUAUCCGUAGUACCCAUUCCCACCGACGAGCAAGGCGAUCAUAAGUACAGCUAUGACGGCAGGAUCCUCGGCAUACUGGAAGCGGAGAUUGGGAAGGAUGAUAAUUAUGGUAAAGUAACUAAAGCUCAUAAAACUCAUUUCGGGGACUACAGUGGACUGAUUAACCAGAAGAAUCCGAAGCUUAAAAUCCAAGACGCUGUGCUAACCGGCAAUCCAGACGAAGGCACUUUCCCCCCUGUGAUCAAGAAAAUUGAAACCAGUGUGACCGGUGCGCUCACCGACAUUAACGACUUCCAACGUGAUGCUGAAAAGAAACUUGAAGAAAUAACCUCCACCCUUAAAGCCAUGUGCGACGCAAUUAAGCAAGCUACCGAAACAGGUCAGGGCAACCUGAAAGAUAAAUUGUACGAGUUGCGAAGGAGGAUCGGCAAGACUUUGAGAGGCAAGGAGAACAAUAUGCAGGACCUUUAUACUAAACUGAAUAAUCUACAAAACACUCUCUUGCACGGUCCCAUUACGGCGGCCGAAGCAUUCAUCAAAACAUAUGCCAAGGCAGCCGGCGAGCGAACCAUCGGCAGCCUCACAAAAUACGUGGACGAGAAAGUGGAUUACGCAACUAAGCAGAUCACCACGCAAGCCGAUAAGCAGUACGUCACUACCAUGAAAUUGCUGCUGCAGCGGUUUGCAGACAGGGUGACUGAGCAGCUAACACCUUUACCCAAACAGAUAGAAGACGACAAAUAUAUUGGAUUUAAAGGCUUCAUGUUGAGAUUCGAGAAACAUUUUAUUGAGACUAUUAAAGGCAUUGGUAAUAUUUCUCCAACGUCCUUUACUCCGACAUCUCCACUGAGCCAAGCCGCCCUAAAAGUCAACAUAGGCUUCAAUGGGUUUUUGGAUAACUUGUCCGGACAGACAGAAAUUAACCCAGUCGCCGAAAAAGUUACAAGCGUCUCCACAAGUCUGAACAAAUUGCUCCAGCAAAUGAUCAACUCAGCGCAUUUCGACCACGAAGUCACUAAAAGACGGGAGAUGUUUGACAAUUCGCUCAUUGACUUCAAAGCGGAGACGUUCACGGACGCCCCCAAAGCUCUCUUAUUCCCCGUCAAAGAGGCUCUGACACUAUUCUCCCGAGAGAUGUCCAAGGCCUACUUAAACGUCUACGAGGGUGCAACGGCGAUCCAGUGGGACAGUGAAAAUAAUCCCGAAACAACGUACUGCGCCAAAGCGUUUCUUACCACAGUUCCCAUCCUCGCUAGCGCAUUAGGUGACCUUAAAGAAAAACUUGAAAAUAAACCUAACUGGAAUAAUUACAAAAUAUAUAAUUCCGAGAAAUCUCACCAUAGCUUACAUAGACUUUUCUUUAAAGAGCACGGUUACGAUAUUGAUGUUCCCGUCGGCGCCAAACACGGUGAAUUGAAUCACAAACCGGAAUGCAACGGUGCCCGCAUUCUUGGUCAUCUUACAGAGGGAGCACAUAAAUUGUUUGAUACAAGUGAUAUGUCACAUAAGGCAUCCGAUAUAAUUCCUAAGGACACUGAUGAGCUGACAAUACAGCUUGUAAACGAAGAUGGUGUCAUCCCAAAGCUUUUCGCCCACCUAAGUACAUACUUCCGUACCUGCCACCUUGAAAUUAACAACGCACCUAGGCCGCCAUGCAAUGUCUACGAACAGUUGGUUUGGCUCAACGGCCUCUUACAUAAUCCUAUGCACAGCAAACUCGAGGAUUACAUAAAGACGUAUUGCGCUAAGCCGGAGACGCAAAAGACAAAGGAAUACUCCGAGAUAGAUCCCAGAGAUCUAAGACUCGAAACAUCUUCCAUAUUAACAGCGCACAAUGUCUUCCAAAUAAUUCAACAUCUUUGCGAUAAUUCACAUAAUCUCCUUACCACCAUCCUCGGCACAGGGGACGAGCAUACUGUCUAUGCCUCUGACUUCUCCAAUAAUGCGCUUCGAUUGAAGUAUCCAUCCAACCCUGCCGAGUGUCUCGACAUGUUACUCGACAUCCUCCGCCGAUUGUUCACCGUGUUUAGAUUCUUGGAAGGCCAAUGUGGUCAUCCAGCAUCCAUCUACGGAUGGGCCGACUGUGCAUACGGCAAGUCUGUCGCACCGGCAAACUGGCAAUGUAAGGACCACCCAAGGGGCAAAGCAAAUGAGCAACCAAAUUGCCAAGCAAAGUGCCAACCAACUUGUCAACCUAAGUGCCAACCUACUUCACCUUUAAUGAGCUUUUUCACUGACACUCUUCCUGGGCACCUACCACACCAGUUGACAAACGUUGGCUGUAAGACUGUAUGUUCUACGUGCCCUUCCACUUCCAGGAAUGGUAUGCCGUGUCUUACUCCAUUAGGCUUUAGAGCGUUCUCAGGAUCCACCAAAACGGGGAAAGAUCUCUGCAGAAUCAUCGAUGCGUUCCUUAAUUUCUACGAUGUUUCGUGCAUAUUCUCCAUUGUGUCCAGACCGCCGUCUAGCUUACCAGAGCACUUCAGUUUUGUGCUGUCGCUGGUAAGGGGAUGGCAAGCUGAUUCAACGACAUUAGUGAAAAAUGGGUUUCAAUGUGUAUUUGAACAAUCCAUCAAGGAUCGUUCCAUCCAUCUCUAUGACCCACCCAGCGACCUUACCAAUGCACUUUGUGAUGCCUACGGUAGCAGCCAGAGUAGUCAUGAUAGUACUAAGCAUCCGACUACACCUCCUAAAGCAAAGCACGAUGAACUUACAAAUGCUGAUUUGUCUAGUAUCUGUAUGGCAAUACCAUGUAACGUUGCCGAUGUGCGCUGCGCUCCUUACCUAUCCGCUCUAUGCACCGAUCAAUACAGUUACCUUUCCCGGAAGCACUCUGGCACAUACCUAUCUUGGGCACUUUAUCUGCCGUGGGCAUUGUACGAUUACCUUGAAUGUUUAUAUAAGGCAUUCGAAGCUAUUUUCUGCCAGGACUGGGGAUGUCAUAAUUGUAUGCAUGGCGAUAAAUGUAGGAGAGGAGAGCACGGUAAACAAGAUGCAUCAUGUCAGUGUCCGUCCUUACUUGCUUGCAAAGGGGUAUCACCAACGUUGUAUAGGUAUGGAUUUAAAUUUGGUAUACCAUGGACGCUUUGUGAUAAAGAGUCUACGAAGAAGUGCUUUGACUUCCAGACACAGCUGCACAAAAUCCUUCACUCCAAACAUUUUGAAAAGCUGUUUGCUCAGUGUGACAUGUAUUUGUGGAGAACCAGAGAGCCAUUCUCCCACCUGUUGUUAGCCCUCUGGUCCCUCUCCUUUCUCUACCUGCUGCACAUCGCCGUCGUCCGCCUCGACGUCCUGAGGAUACGCUCCCACCUGAGAUCGCCCUCAAGCCACCGCAUCGCCGCGCAGUCGCUCCUCGCCGCCGCAAAAGUCAAGGCACUCGCCAACGUCAAGUACUUCUCACCAUAA